AUGGAGGAAGAAUCUCGUUCAACUGGUUCAGGCACGGCGGGAGCAGCGUCACUGGAUGGGAUGACGCGGUCAAACGCAUCGGCGGUUCGCUGCUGGAUGCGAUAUAUCAGAUCGGCUCCUGAGCAACUUGAAAAGACCCCGGAGCAGGCAUCCGCUCUCGUCGCAGUCUGUCCUGUACCGGCCGAAAGCUUCUUUAAAAGCAUCUGCGGGGAGACGUCGACAGUACGGGACGGCAAGGAGCCAGGCGGUGCGGAGAUGCAAGGAGGCCUGGGCAAACUGGAAGAUGAUCGCUUCUUUUCUCCUCGCAAGGUGCCCUUCUACGAUACAGUGGUCUCGGGACUGCUGGGUUGA
This is a messenger RNA of Moesziomyces aphidis, 351 nucleotides long. Lineage: Eukaryota; Fungi; Basidiomycota; Ustilaginomycetes; Ustilaginales; Ustilaginaceae. The record is from the annotation of a GenBank genome assembly.